AUGAGUGUCAAUGGUUCCAUCCGUUCCUCGGCAAACUCGGCCAACAAGAAGCAACAGCAGCAGCAACAACAACAACAAUACAACCAAUCAAAUAGCACCGAUGAAGACUCUGACGAUGGAGGGUACACUGAAGGUCCCGCACCAAGCCAGCAGUCCAACCACACGACACGAGAGGUUCUUUCCUCAUCUACAUCUGCUUCACCAUCUUCAUGUUUGUCAGACAACCCUACACCAAACUCUUCCAGUGUUGCCUCUGCUCAUAAUUAUGGUACAUCGACUACAUCUACUACCUCUUCUUCUUCUUCGUCCUCUGCAGCAGCCGCCGCAGCCGCACUUGCCAAAAAGCAAAAGAAAAAGAGACAACAGUUGUUGGCCCAGCAACAACAACUGCAGCAACAACAACAACCAACUCAAUCACCGUAUGGCCAAUACCAAGAGCAACAGCAAUACUAUGGUGGAGGUGGAAGUGGAUCAUCUUCAGUCCAAUCGUCUUCACCACAUUUUGCCAGCUACCAACAAUACUAUUCACAGGUUUACCCACAUGCACCCCAAUCACCACUUGUAUAUCCAUCAACGCCCAAUUCCUCCUUUAUCAACCAAAUCUCGACCAACCCCACUUUGAUACCACUCCCCCUUUCACUGUCACAUAAUCCUUUUCCAACAUCCCACUAUCAACACUACGCACCUUAUCCCGCCUCAUUGGAGGGCACACCAAUGACCUACUCUCAUACUACAUCAUCUUCGUCGUCAAACUCGACGUCUGCGUCUGCUUCAUACCAAGGAGGAUCGUCGUCGUCGUCUUCGUCUACAUCGUCACACCAAACCCCAUCCUCACCACCACACUACUCGUCUGUAAAUCCUUCGCCUACCCAACCACCAAUCCCACUUUUACCAUUCCAAAGCAGUGCUGCCGCACCAACUCCCAACAAUAACAAUAACAAUAACAAUAACCAAACAAGCGAAUACAAUUCACCUCCACCAUCAACACCUCCAACAAAUCAAAAUAAUAAUAAUAAUAAUAAUAAUAAUUCUACCGAGGACGACCAUCAUCAUCAUAAUAAUCAUCAUCAUCAUCAUAACAAUAACCAACAGAUUCAACACCAAACACAACAUCAACAACCUAUUCAACCGAUGCCACAACCACCACAACCACCACAACCACCACAACAACAAGUUUAUCAACAUCAUUCUUAUUUCCCCAAAUCAAGAAAACCAAUGCCACAACACUUCCAUCCAUCACAUUAUCUCGCACAUCAUGCCCAUCACCCAAUUGAUUCUGGAAUACCAUCGCACUUUUCACCGGCAGAGUCACACCUCUCACAACUCGACUUUAAUAGCCACUUUAAUUCCAACAUCGACUCUAAUUCUAUGACCCCAAUGGCUCCAUUCACUCCAACCCUCCAACUCCCCUACUUUCCAAGUCCCUUGUACAGUUUACCCAACCUUACACCUCAACACAUUGAAAGUAUGAUUGAUGAGAAUCAAAUCCCAGUUGUUGCCAACAAUCAAUCAUCUCUUUUACCUCCACCACCCCAACACCACGGCCAUCCGACUCAACAACCACCACUAACACCACAACAACAACAACAGUCACCAAUGUACAACAACAACAACAACAAAUCAUACCUCUACUAUCCAUACACUACACCAUCCUCUCAACACCAACAAUCCCAAGUCCUUUUGCAACACCAACAACAUCUCCAACAACACCAACAACUACUCCAACAAGAACUGGCCAAGCAAAACCAUGUCGUUCAUUUACUAGAACAAAAUCUUCAACAACAACAACAUGUAGAAGAUUCACCCUCUGGUGAUGCUCAACCAGGUGCAAAGAGAAAGAAAUCAAUUGGUAAAAAGAAGGAUAGCAGUGUAGUAGAGGUGACUGAAAAGAAAAAGGGUGGUAGGUCCGCAGCAGGAGGUAUAGGUAGCCCAAAAAAGCGUCAAAAGAAUAGUAACAUUCCAGAUGAAGCAGUUGACAAGAUUCAAAUGGUCAACGAAUACUCUUCUUCUAGACACAUUGAUGAAGAGAGUAGUGAUUCUGAUAAUAAUAAUAAUAAUAAUAAUAAUCAUAUUCAAACUCAUUCUAUGGAAAUGAAUUAUAAUUAUAAUGGUUAUCAACAAAUACCACCACAACACCAAUAUUAUCAUCCACAACAACAACAACAGUCAUUUUCAAAAUCACCCGAAGAAUUGACUUCAUCAUCGGAUCAUCAACAAAACUUUUAUGGAAACCAAAAUAUUAUUCCAACGCAGAGUCACCAAAUCCCAUACCAAAAUGAUAGUAGUAGUUCACCAAUUGUUAAUAGUAAUCAUCAUCACAGCCACCAUCAUCAACAACACCAAUUGCCACCACCACCCCCUCAACACCACCAACAUCACAGCCACCAUCAUCACACCGAAACUAUGGAAUCACCCGAAGGAGGACACAUAAUCGUUUCUGCCAACCAACCCAGAGUUAGUAUAAAUGAUUAUGUAAAGACUAGUGCUGCCAGCAAAUAUCCAACCCCAAACCAUGUGGAUAUCAACCUUCCAUAUUACAAUGAUCAUGCAGUAAGAAGCCGUAUUGAUCUUUGUAAAGUUUGUUUAAGUGGCGACGUUCCAUCUGUCGUUGGAAAGUCAUUUGUUCCAUCAACCUUGAUAUGUUGUGUAGAUUGUGGUGAAGUGUUUCAUACAUUUUGUAUAGGUCUGCCUGAAGAGGUUGCCAGUGUCAUUGAUAGAUUGACAUGGAAAUGCGCCGAUUGUAAAUGUUGUUCUGUUUGCAUGGCUUUGGACAAUGAAGAUUUAUUAUUGAUUUGUGACCGUUGUGACCUAGGUUUCCAUACUUAUUGUGCUGGUCUAGAUGCACUGCCAGAGGAAGACGAUUGGGUUUGUCCAUCUUGUUCAAAGAUCCAGAGCAAUGGUGAUGAGCAAGAUGUCAAAGUGGAAACUGUCAAGGAGAAAUGGCUUCUUAGACCAACCAAGGAAUCACAAAAGCCACCAGUACCUGCACGUGACCAAUUGGCUGCUUGUCUUUUAUGUCACACCAAAGGAAAUAUGGGUGUCCAAGGAAGAUUGUUGCCUUUGGAUCAUACACUCGACAAGUUUGUCCAUCUUUAUUGUAUAUAUUGGAGUAGUGGAAUAUUUGUAUCAGAGGAUUCCAUUCUCAUUCACUCUAACAAUAUCAUCCAAUAUGCAAAGAAAAUGAAGUGCAGUCUUUGCAACAAGAAUGGUGCCUCAAUUGGAUGUAUUGUUCAAACGUGCGAAAAUAUUUAUCAUUUGGAGUGUGCAAUCAAAAACAAAGGUAGAAUACAUCCAGACGAUAGAACUCUUAGAUGUCAUAAACAUAUUGUAGAAUUGGAAAAACAAGAAAAACAACCCAAACAAAAAGUAAAGAUUGAAAAAGUUAAAGUUGAAAAAGAUGAAGAAGAAAAACAACAACAAGUGUCCCAAGAAUUUACUGCAAUAGUAGUACAAUCAAAUCAAUUCAAAGAUAUUAAGCAAUGUUUAAAUCAAUUUGAAAAUAGGAAAAUAUUUUUGGAAAGUUUUAUUGAUAGUACUCAUGGUGAUAAAUUUAUUGAUAUUGAUUCAUCAAAUGAUAUGUUAAGAUUUGGAUCAUUAUUAUUAUUAAAUUUAGGAGAAAUUAUAGAUGAAAAUCCAUUAUUUCAUUCAGUGGAUCAUAUUUAUCCUUCUGGAUACAAAGCAAUUAGAAGAUAUUGGAGUGUUUUUGACGAGUACUCUAGAAUUGAUUACCUUGUUGAAGUGUUACAACAUGGUAAUGUACCAAUCUUUAUCAUUGUACCUAUUGAAUGUCCAAAUUCGAUAGAUGAAAAAGAAAGAGCCAAAUACCUCUUUUAUGGAACAUCUUUGACUCAUGUUUGGAGUCAAUUUAUUACUGCAGUCAAUCAAGUUCGUUUGAAUGCACGUAGAUCAAUCGUGAUGCCUGUAUCUACAUUUUUUGGAUUCAAUGAAAAAAGUAUAGUAUCGAGUUUGGAAAGCAUUCCAGAGUCUAUAAAGUGUAGAUGGUACACUAGAAAACAUAUUUUGGAUACCAAAGAUUUGGUAGAACAGUUGGUAUUGAAGAGUAAAAGUUUACUUGAUGGAUGUGCAAGAACUACGGUAUUCAAUCGUAAAACACCAAUACAAACAACCAGUGGUAAUCCAGCCGACACUGAAAGAGAAAGAAAGAUAAUGAUAGAACGAGAAAGAUUAAAAUCCGAGAUUAUAUCAUUCAAGACUAGAGAAAGAACCAUUGCAUUGUUGACAAAGAAAAUACAAUCUGUAUACAGUAUGGAAAAGAUUAAUCAAAUUGGCAUUCCAGGACUAAAAGAUGUGCUGGGAUUCUCAACAAAUAGUGGUAUCCAUAACCACUUGCUGUCUGACAAUGCACAGUAUUUGUUAUUAAAAGGUGAAGAUUCUCGGGUUGUCGUCAAACCAUCUUCCAUCCAUUCUCUGGGUGCAUUUGCAAAGAAAUCAAUUGUAGCUGGAGAGUUUAUAAUAGAGUAUGUCGGAGAAAUCAUUAGACAGAAAAUAGCAGAUGAAAGAGAAAGAAAGUAUCAAAACGAUGGUGUAGACUGUUUUAUGUUUGCCAUUGAAAAGGAUGUUAUUGUAGAUGCAACAUUCAAAGGAAAUAGAGCUAGAUUUGCAAAUCAUAGUUGUGAGCCAAAUGCAAAAACCAAGAUUAUAUCUAUUGAUGGAGUUAAAAAGAUCAUUAUAGUAGCAAGUAAAGAUAUAGCCAAAAAUGAAGAAAUCACAUACGACUAUCAAUUCCCUAGAGAAAAGAUGAAGAUUAAAUGUUUAUGUCAAUCUACAAGAUGUAAAGGUUACCUUAAUUAA
Cavenderia fasciculata is the source of this 4812-nucleotide messenger RNA. RefSeq lists its product as uncharacterized. The transcript is spliced from 4 exons. Gene Ontology annotation, molecular function: protein binding. Gene Ontology annotation, cellular component: nucleus. The record is from RefSeq and is a predicted model, not a curated record. Lineage: Eukaryota; Evosea; Eumycetozoa; Acytosteliales; Cavenderiaceae. The coding region runs from base 1 to 4812 and encodes 1603 amino acids.